Galdieria sulphuraria is the source of this 967-nucleotide messenger RNA. Its product is annotated as 4-hydroxybenzoyl-CoA thioesterase. Gene Ontology annotation, cellular component: nucleus; cytosol. The transcript is spliced from 2 exons. Gene Ontology annotation, biological process: protein deubiquitination; endoplasmic reticulum unfolded protein response. Gene Ontology annotation, molecular function: protein binding; cysteine-type deubiquitinase activity. The record is from RefSeq and is a predicted model, not a curated record. NCBI's taxonomy places the organism in Eukaryota, Rhodophyta, Bangiophyceae, Galdieriales, Galdieriaceae. The coding region runs from base 39 to 911 and encodes 290 amino acids.
AAUGCAAGAAUUAGCGGUUACAAGACAAAAUUUUUUUAAUGCAUUUGAGGUUACGAACGAAGAACGGCUUGAUAACGAUAACAGUCUCCCAACAAUGCACUAUACGUGAACUUUCUGAAGAAAUAGAAAGAAAGACAGGAAUUGAGGUUGCCAAACAAAAAAUCUUGUAUGGCUUUCCACAAAGAGAACUGCGAGCAGACGCAGACAAGCCUGUUGAAAGUGUGCUUCAAAGUGGAGACUCUCUGACCGUUGAUAAGUUAUCUGCAGAAACUGAGCAGGAAAGGACUGUUGAAUCAAGUCCUGCGUCAACGGAGAACGCCUAUGUCCGACGAAAAGUACCAGAUGAUAACUCGUGUUUAUUUCACGCCAUUUGUUACGUUUUUCGAAGUGGUUCUGUGGCACAGUUAAGACACAUUAUCUCAGAAACUGUUCGGCUGAACCCAGAUUUGUAUACAGAGGCGUUUCUUGGAAAGUCAAAUCACGAAUACAGCAGAUGGAUUCUCUUACCGGAAACUUGGGGUGGAGCAAUAGAACUUUCUAUUUUGAGCAAGUAUUUUCAAACAGAAAUAUCAGUGUUUGACAUACAAACUUUGCGCUUAGACCGUUAUGGUGAAGCGGAGAAUUACGAGGAACGGGUCUUUUUACUCUACGAUGGUAUUCACUAUGAUCCGAUUGCAAGAGCUUUUCUAGGUGCAUCUCGUGAAUAUGACGUUACAGUAUUUAAGAUAUGGGACAAUGAAGCUCUAGUAGGUGCAAAAUCAGUGGCAGAAGAGGCAAACAAGAAUAGGCAGUAUACCGACUUGGCAAGUUUCACUCUCAUGUGCAGAAACUGUGGUGCAAAGUUGAAAGGAGAAACAAGUGCAGUGGAACACGCGAAGCAGACUGGUCAUACCAAUUUUACUGAAGCAUAGAUGUUUCGUUAAAAUAGAUCCUAUACAAGUUUUGAAAUAAAACUAUAAUAAGAGUU